This is a messenger RNA of Lichtheimia ornata, 3201 nucleotides long. RefSeq names its product potassium/sodium efflux P-type ATPase, fungal-type. The transcript has 5 exons. Gene Ontology annotation, biological process: calcium ion transmembrane transport; intracellular calcium ion homeostasis. NCBI's taxonomy places the organism in Eukaryota, Fungi, Mucoromycota, Mucoromycetes, Mucorales, Lichtheimiaceae. Gene Ontology annotation, molecular function: ATP binding; P-type calcium transporter activity; ATP hydrolysis activity. Gene Ontology annotation, cellular component: plasma membrane. The record is from RefSeq and is a predicted model, not a curated record. The coding region runs from base 1 to 3201 and encodes 1066 amino acids.
AUGAGUGAAUCAGAUACCAAAUCACCCAACAAUACCAAUAAUACUACUACCACCAUCACCUUUGCCGAGCAAUCGGUGACAACUACAACACGUCGUCCACAAGAUGAAAAGAUCAAGCAAAAUCCAUUGACUCGCUCAUCCACAGGGCAAAGUACUUCAUCUUUUGAUGUACGCUCCGUACGCAGUGCCUUGAUGAACAAAAUGAACCUUGUUAAGCGUCGUCAAAUGAAGCGUGCUGAACAGCUUGAAAAAGUGGAAACCCCACCUUAUCAUACAAUGGACCUGGAAACAGUGGCUACAUUACUCAAGUCAGACCUCGUGGAUGGCCUUUCCGAAAAGGAGGUCGAAAGUCGUCGACUCGAAUCCGGCUACAAUGAAAUGGAAGGUGAAGGCGGUGUCAACCCUGUCAAGCUACUUUUGAAGCAAUUUUUCAAUAUCAUGGUGUUGAUUUUGCUUGUUGCUAUGGUUGUGUCCUUUGUAUUCAAAGAUUGGGUCGAAGCUGGUGUCAUUGGUGUCAUUAUGCUUUUGAAUGCAGGUGUUGGUUUUGCACAAGAAUACAAGGCUGAAAAGACAAUGGAUUCCCUCCGCCAAAUGGCAUCCCCUACAGCUCAGGUGAUACGCAAUGGUGAAUCGAGUACUAUUGCUACACGCGACUUGGUUCCUGGUGAUAUCAUUCUUCUUAAAACAGGCGACGUUGUUGGUGCUGAUUGCCGUGUGAUCGAGUCAUUCAACAUGGACGUGGAUGAAGCUCUCUUGACCGGUGAAUCGGUACCUGUUAGCAAAGUCACCGAGACGCUUGAAGGAUCCGAUAUCCCACUUGGUGAUCGUAUCAACAUGACUUAUUCCAGCACUGUCCUCACCAAAGGCCGUGGCAAGGCACUUGUUACAGCUACAGGGAUGCAAACCGAAAUUGGCAAGAUUGCAUUAAGGUUGUUGACAAGCGAUAGCAGCCGCAAGACACCAUUGCAACGUUCUUUGGAUCGUAUGGCUCUUUACUUGCUUCUUGUUGCCAUUCUUGCUAUUAUCAUUGUUUUCUCGGUGGCAAAGUUCCAGAUUGGUGAUUCACAAAUCCUCUAUGCUAUCUCGACAGCUAUUGCUGUUAUCCCAGAGGCAUUGGUUGCAGUUGUCACGCUCACGCAAGCUUUUGGUGUGCAUGCCAUGGCAAAGGCAAAUGCAUUGGUUCGCAAAAUUUCAGCCUUGGAACUUUUGGGUGCCGUAACCAAUGUGUGUUCGGAUAAGACUGGUACCUUGACACAAAGCAAGAUGGUGCUUACCCGUUUUUGGAGACCUGAAGAAGGAUUCCACAAGGUUGGCGGGCUUGGUUUUUCUAUCGAGGGCGAUAUCACGCGUGAAAGUGAUAGUACAAUCGUGGCCACGGAUCAAUUAUCAAAUGGCAUCAGGGAUAUGGUGUUAGCCGGUGCUCUUUGCAAUAUGAGUGAGCUCCGUAAGAACAAGGACUCUGAAGGCUAUCAUGGUAUUGGUGAUCCUACCGAGGUUGCAUUACAAGUCUUUGCAUACAAAGCCCAUAUGGGAAAACCAUCUCUUACUGAAUCUGAAGAUAAAGGAAAUUGGAAGUUGAUUGCCGAAUAUCCUUUUGACUCUGCCAUCAAGCGCAUGAGUAUUAUCGCACAAUCGCCGGAUGGAUCUUACUAUGCUUUUAUCAAGGGUGCUACUGAAAGAGUUAUUGGUUCUUGUGUUGCUGCAAGAAUGGGUGAUGAAACUCGAUCGAUGAACCAAAGCGAAUUGGAUGAGCUUAUCAUGCCACGAGUGGAAGAUCUUGCCAAAGGUGGUUUGCGCGUUUUGACAUUGGGAAUGAGAAAGAUCAAGGCUGAAGGCGAGAUUGGACCCGAUACAUUUACUCGAGAAGCCAUUGAACAAGACAUGGAAUUCUUGGGCUUGGUUGGCAUUUAUGAUCCACCUCGUGCGGAAUCACGUGCUGCUGUUGCCGAGUGCCAUCAAGCUGGUAUUACUGUUCACAUGUUAACGGGUGAUCAUGCUGCCACUGCUACUGCCAUUGCACGAGAAGUUGGCAUUUUGCCGGAUGACUAUGGCCUUACGGAUGAUCCUGAAAAGCAUCCCAAAGAUUUGGUCAUGCCUGCCACCAAGUUUGACAAGCUUAGCGAGGAACAAAUUGAUGCGAUGCCACAGCUUCCAUUGGUGAUUGCACGCUGUAGCCCUGAUACCAAGGUCAAAAUGAUUGAAGCUCUUCAUCGACGUAAACGGAUUACUGGUAUGACAGGUGAUGGUGUCAAUGAUUCUCCAAGCUUGAAGGAAUCCGAUAUUGGCAUUGCUAUGGGUCAAAAUGGAUCGGACGUGGCAAAGCAGGCUGCUGAGAUUGUGCUAGUGGAUGACAACUUUGCAACCAUUGUCAGAGCUAUCGAAGAAGGUCGACGUGUCUUUGCCAACAUUUCACGCUUUGUGGUCCACAUGGUCUCCGGCAACGUUUCUCAAGUUGUGCCCCUCGUGAUCGGUACCGGCUUUUUUGAUAAUACGAAUACGUCCGUUUUCUUGAUGACGCCUAUUCAAAUCUUGUUCAACAAUGUUCUCACAUCAUCGCCACCCGCCAUGAGUCUUGGUUUGGAGCCUGUUCAUCCUGAUCAAAUGCUUGUACCACCACGACCUACCAGCGAAGGCCUCUUUUCAACAUCGAAUGUGAUUGACUUGAUGUACUAUGGUUGGAUGAUGGGCAUCAUUUGCUUACUCAACUUUAUUGUGGUUGUCUACGGCUAUGGUGGUGGCCAGCUUGGUGAAUUGUGCAACAAAGAAUACAAUCCAUCAUGCGAAAUUGUUUUCAGGGCCCGUGGUACUGUUUUCACAACAUUGACGCUCAUGAUUUUGUUGCAUGGUUUCACAUGUCGCGACCUGGUGAACCCCGUAUGGACAUGGAGUGCAUGGACAAAACGCAAGCAAAACUACUAUUUGCUUGGAUCAUUUACUGGAUGCGUUGUAUUGAUGAUUAUCGCUCUUUACGUGCCUGUUCUCAAUACAGAUGUCUUCAAGCACAAGGGCAUUGAUUGGGAAUGGGGAAUCGUAGCAGCAUCUAUUUUGGUUUACAUCAUCCUCACUGAAGUCUGGAAAUAUUUCAAGCGCGGAUUCCUUCGUAGACGUCAGCUUCGUUAUGAAGAGAAAAUGAGACAAGAAGAUCAAGAACGCAUCGAGCGAUCUCGUGCACUUGAACAAACCCAUCCAUCCACAACAUAG